CCUAAAUUAGGGUUUUAUUGAAAUCGAAAGUCUCCAAUUCUCUCCGUCGAACCAUGGACGAAGACCUCUCCAAGAUCGAAGAUUUCUCCGCUCUCCAUAAAAUGGGUUUUCAUGGUCAUCUGACAAUCAUGGCCUUUGGUGACAAAUUGUACCACGACAUAGAUGCCUUGUCCAUGGCCAAUAUCGCAUACGAUCCUGAAGUUUCACCGGGUGACGAUUCGUGUGUUUGGAGGAUGACUGGAGAGAUUGUUUCUUUCUUAGCAGUGAGCUUUCCCAUGAAUUAUAUGGUUAUCGCAAAACAACACUCUGAGUUGUACAGGGUUCUUCAUUGUUUGAAAUCGAGGAAUCAAAAUGUUCUCUUGUUAGAGCCGCCUGGUGACACCGCACAACAAGAUAUUCUAUUUCCUUGUGUAGACUCAGUUGUUGAUUGUACCAAAGUUUUUGGUGGAGGAAAGCCUAUACACGCAAGCAAAGCCUAUCCUUCCUACUGUUAUAGAUGUGGUUAGUGUAUGAAAACAUUCAUGUUUCAUAAUUUGCAGUUUUUAUUCCUUUCCACCUAAUGCUUUUUUACCAAGAAUAAAUACAUAUUUAGAUUUAACCACUUGCUUGGUUAAGCAGUGUAUGAGUAUAGUAUUGAUUUUUCAAAGACAUUCCUCCAGCACCUAUAAAGACAGCACUAUAGG
Arabidopsis arenosa is the source of this 683-nucleotide messenger RNA. Lineage: Eukaryota; Viridiplantae; Streptophyta; Magnoliopsida; Brassicales; Brassicaceae. The record is from the annotation of a GenBank genome assembly.